AUGCACGCCCAUAUUAGCGUAGUACAGCUCAAUGUCAAUCAUUGCGCAGCAGCUCAGAGCCUCCUGGCCCAGACUGCGUUGGAGCGCAAUGUAGACAUCAUGCUCCUAAGAGAACCCUACGUCUCUGGUAUUGGACAAACAUCCGUGAUCCUAGACGAGACAGGAAAAGCAGCUAUCAAGUGUUGCACCUCUCUCCACGUCCAGGAACUGGCUGCUUCACCUAUGCGGGGUAUUGCUUAUGCGAAGUUAAAACACGUGCACAUGUACAGCUACGCUCCGCCGAGCGACACCCCCGAUCAGUUCGAGGAGUUUCUGGAGGCGAUCGUGGACCAUGCGAGAGGGCGAAGCCCGAAGGUCAUUGCCGGUGAUUUUAAUGCCUGGGCAGCGGAAUGGGGCAGCAGGGCAUCCAACACCAGAGGCCGAGCUGUGAUUGACGCCGUGGGACCUAAUACUGCUGAACGACGGACGGAAGCCGACGUUCUCUUCCCGGAGGGCACGCCCAGGAGACGGCAUAGUAGAACAGCCGGGCAAGCAUGGGACACCUGGAAGAUCGAUGAGGCCAUGCUGGCCUAUCAGAUCAAUUCCCUGGAAAUCCCUAAUGGGGACGCAGAGAUCAUGGCGGCAGGCCUCUUGAAUAUGCUUGGAAGAAUUUGCGGCGCAACCAUGCCAAGGAAAAGUAAGGUACAGCCCAAACCACCCGUCUACUGGUGGAGUGCCUCCCUAAGCCAACUACGGUCUGAUUGCCUAAGGGCUAGGAAAACGGCGCAACGAGCCAGAGGCAGUAACCACCACGCGGAGCUCUUGGAGGCUUUCAGAAGGAAACGCAUAGAGUUCAAGCACGGCAUUGCGGCUGCCAAAGCCAACAAGCUAAGGAGGAGAGCGGUAACCACAUCCGACCCGGGGGUCCUGGCUAACAUUGUAGGGGAGCUAUUUCCAAAGCAUACAACACUAUGGAGGUCAACAGAGGCAGCCCCUGCCCCAGAUUUCCCGUGCGUCACAGAACUUGAAGUCGUCGAGGCAGCCAAGCGCAUCAAGCCCAACACCACCUUACAGCAAUGUCUUCUGGACGGAGGCAAGGGACCUCUAUGCCUUCUGUAUAUAGUUGGAAAACUGUUCGAACGUAUCCUGUAUACACGAAUAGAGGCAAUCGCCGAGAGCAUCAACGGCUUCCGGAAAGGAAGGAGCAUACUGGACGCUCUUUCGGCCGUUAGUAACAUCGCCAAGACCGGUCUUUCUGGUGAUACAUGGUUAGGGGGCAGGAAGGAAUACUGCGCAAUAGUGACUCUGGAUGUAAGGAACGCUUUCAACACAGCCAGAUGUCCCGUAAUCCUCGCAGCCCCGAACCGCAUGGGGAUCCCGGAGUACCUGAGGAUAGUCGUUGGCAGCUACUUUAGGGACCGGUUCCUAUGGUACGACACUGAAGAUGGCCCAAAAAGAUACCGAGUUUCGGCAGGUGUUCCCCAAAGAUCGGUACUUGGACCAAUCCUGUGGAACAUUAUGUACCAUGGGAUCUUGGGCAUCAACAGGCCCGUAGGAAUAGAGCUACACUGUUUUGCUGACGAUGUGGCAAUCCCAGCAGUCUCAAAAACAAUCGCAGGGUUGGAAGACAAAUGUAACUCUUCGAUUGGUUCUGCCAUCCUCUGGCUCGAGAAAGCCGGGCUAGCAAUAGCGGCUCACAAGACCGAAGCAGUCCUACUAAGCAGCAGGAAAAAGGUGGAGAAUAUGCUUGUCUCCGUCAAUGGCACACAAGUGACCUCCCAAGAGUCCCUAAAGUACCUGUGGGUAAUGAUAGACCACAGACUAUCGUUCAAGGAUCACGCGAGCUUCGAUACGGCAUUUGGAUCUGUAAAGAACCGCAAUGUCAUCUGCAUUACCUCCAGGGCAUUGGAUGCCUAA
Molecule: messenger RNA, 1896 nt
Organism: Drosophila simulans
Lineage: Eukaryota; Metazoa; Arthropoda; Insecta; Diptera; Drosophilidae
Exons: 4
Coding region: 1-1896 (631 amino acids)
Source: RefSeq, a predicted model, not a curated record